AUGGACGUCCAACUGCACCGAUUGGAUUUGUUGCAAUGCGGCGCCUUGCAGCCUGGCACUCUGGAAGUCUUGCCCGUCGGGAAAAAGAAGCAGCAGAAGAUCGCGGUGGGGGAUGACAGCGGGGUCCUACAGGUCUUUUACUUGAAGAAGGGAGAGGCGCUUCUCCGACGUCGGCGGCCGGGUCUUUCGCGCGCCGGUGCGGUGCAGUACGAGUGGAAGUCUCCGGCACUGGGGCGAGAGAUCAGCUCCGUGGUGAUGCAGAUGGCAAAGGAUAAGAUCUUCGUGGGCUGCGGCCAGUCCAUCCAUGGCUUCACACGGAAGGGCAAGGAGUUCGUGAAGAUCAAGACGAACCUCACCGAGACGAUUCACCAUUUGUUCGUGGAGGAGAACAUGAUUUGGACUGGAGGAGAAUAUAUCCUGAACAUCUAUGACAACUGCAAGGACUAUGGCUUCGUCAUGACGAAAGAUCGAAUCAACGACCUCACCUGCGCUCCGGUGUAUCCGGGAGAGAUCCUCAGCACCAUCGUGGCCUGUCAGGAGAGGGCGGUGGAAGCGGACAAAUGCUUAAGAGUCUUCCAGGGAGAAAAGGUCUUUCACGAGUUCGCAGUGGAAGGUUCGGCGACUGCCUUGGGCUUUCAUGGCCUCAGUCCGGUGGACAACCCUGCGCAUCAUGUGGGAGAUCCAGUCCAGAUGAUCUAUGGCACUGAGCAAGGCGUGGUGGGCCUUUGUUCUUUGGAUGCCAAGUCCAUGCGCCGCACCGGCGGCGUCUCCGACCGGCAAAACCGCCCGGGCGUGGGCUCCGGCGCUUCGUCGCGGCGCCCGCGGGUGUGCUGCUUGCACACGGCGGAUGUGGUGAAGAGCGGGGCCUUGGAUCUCCUCGUGGGGCGUGAUGAUGGGACCCUGGAGCUCUGGAACUUGGGUGAUGCGGCAGCCUUUGCCUCUCAACGACUGGAGCAAGCGCCGACACCCUUGUGGGAGACCUGCUUACAGGAGAGCAUUCAGUCCUUGAGCUCCGGCCACAUCACCGGUGCCUUGGAAGCCACGGAAGCCACGGAAGCCGGCGUUCACGGUGGCGACUACAUGGAGGUCAUCUUAGCCACUUACAGCGGAAAGGUCUUAGCUUUCACUCCAAGCGGCGCUGCUCGAGAUCCCACUGGGACACAGAUGGCCAAGCAGGAAGAGAGGGAAGAGGCUGGGGCAUCCGUGAUGUCCAGGAUGGUGAAAGGCACCAAAUCCUCCGACCUGGAGCAAGCUGAGAUGAAGCAAGAGCGCAGUCGAAGGUUUCAAGCCUUGGAGCAGGAGGCAGAGACCGACAAGGCUCGGAAGGACUAUCAGAAUUUGUCCUCCGAGCAGAUUGCCAUGCAGACCACCACCAAGGUCUCGCACCGUUUUGGCCUCACCAGUGAGGAGGCUUGUUACAUUCUCACCUUGGAGUCGCAAGCUGCCAUCGAGCUCAUCGCUCUCAGAGCUGAUGUCGAAGUGGAUCUAUUGGAUCACAGCGGCACGUCAGCGAUUUUGUCGAGAUCUCGAGGGGAUCCACAAAAUCCCUUGCUGGCCUAUUACAGGAUGCAAGAAGAAGGCAGCCGCUUUCAAAUCCGCAUGCGUACCGUGGAAGGCUUAAGCGGCACCUUGUCCGCCUUCGUGGUGCCUGAGACACAGCCCAAGACGGCGCAUUUGAUCACGGUCUCCAUCAAGCCCUUAGCCUUGCACGAGAAGAUCCCGGAGGUGAGCCCUGAGGUGCCCAUGAACGAGCUCCGCUUGAGCGGACCCUUCUCGGUGACUGACAUGCACAGCUGGUUGAUGCUAUGUGUCAAUGAGUUGCCCUCGCGGCCCACAGAUGAUGAGAUGGUCAUCGCGUACCGGAGCACCUUUGUGGGCACUCAGCUCUAUGGCAGGUAUUCCAAGGGCUCUGCGAUCUUCAGGUCUGACUCGAUUACCACCAUCAGUGUCUUGAAGGAUAUCAUUUCCAAGGAGGCCACGGCCAAAAAGAUCCAGGUGCAAAUGCACGUGGACGUGAACGAGGAGACCUUCGGGCGCUUCUUAGAGUUGGUCCAUCCGAAGCUGAACUAUCAGCACGCCUUGACGCAGCAGGUGCGCAUGGUGGAACCUCUGCGAGAGGUGCAGCUUCAAGAGGGCGCCCCGGAUCGUCCGCGUCAGUCCGGUGAGGUCGAAGGAGUCCGGUCGAUCGUCACGGAGGAGGACUUCACGAAGGAAGAAGCGAGACGUGAGACGAAGUUUCUACACCCCGAGCUGCAAUCGGUGCUGGAUCAAGCCCAUGAGAUUCAGCAGCAGUUCGAACUCCAACCACAGAAGCUCGCCUUCCUGAUGCACAACAUGGUGAUCUCGGCCUACCGACACAAGUGGCGACUCCGCGGCUAUCAGAGUGUGGACCAUCGCAUCAAGGACGGCCAUGUGGAAGGUAGGUGGACACAUGAUAAUUGGGCCGUGUGUGUGUGUGUGCCCAGACGCUCCGUUCACAGCCCGACCCUGGUUCGACCCCAGACCCCUCCAUAUGAGCCCCCGGACCCCUCCAUGGGAUUCGGGCCUAGGGUCGCGUCUGGGUGGCCGUGUGUGUGUUUGAUGUUUUUCAACUGGUGCAUAGAGUAG
Durusdinium trenchii is the source of this 2607-nucleotide messenger RNA. The record is from the annotation of a GenBank genome assembly. Lineage: Eukaryota; Dinophyceae; Suessiales; Symbiodiniaceae.